AUGGCGGAGAGACGGUCGGCGGGUUUAGCUGCGGAGGAUCAGAGACUUCGUGAGAGAGAAACUACUGAGCUUGAGAGAGAUGUGUUGGACAAGGCAGCGAUUGUUGCGGAAGGUGACUAUGAGAAGGAUGGCGGUGGUGCUCCAAAUCCAUGGAAGCUAUGCUCUGUGACGAGGGUGGAGGAGGUGAAAAUGAUGAUAAGACUACUACCAAUAUGGGCGACGACCAUCAUAUUCUGGACAACAUACGCGCAGAUGAUCACCUUUUCAGUUGAGCAAGCAUCGAGCAUGGAAAGAUCGAUUGAGAAUUUUCAAAUUCCAGCAGGCUCGCUUACUGUCUUCUUUGUCGCUUCCAUAAUGAUCACUUUGGCUAUUUAUGAUCGUCUCAUCAUGCCUCCAUGGAAGGCAUUGACUGGGAAACCAGGUUUUACGAAUCUUCAGAGGAUGGCAAUAGGACUCGGCCUGUCAGUUUUUGGAAUGGCAGCCGCCGUCCUCUGUGAGAGAAAGCGGUUGGCUGUGGCAAAAGCCGCGGGCGGCGGCGCCACUUUGCCUAUAAGCGUCUUCUUCUUAAUCCCACAGUUCGUGUUGGUGGGUUCUGGUGAAGCCUUCAUAUACACUGGGCAGCUAGAUUUUUUCAUAACCGGAUCACCAAAAGGAAUGAAAACCAUGAGCACCGGUCUCUUCCUCACAACGUUGUCUCUUGGUUUCUUUGUCAGUAGUUUCUUGGUGUCGGUCGUGAAGAGGGUGACUGGAAGCAAGGAUGGGCAUGGAUGGGUGGCAGACAACAUCAAUAAUGGGAGGCUUGAUUGUUUCUAUGGACUCCUAGCUGUACUUGGCAUCAUAAAUUUUGUAGCAUUUCUUUUUUGUGCGGCAUGGUACAAGGCAUCCAAGCCUAAAUCUUCUUUGCAGAUGGGGAAUAUUGUUUAG
This is a messenger RNA of Corylus avellana, 924 nucleotides long. NCBI's taxonomy places the organism in Eukaryota, Viridiplantae, Streptophyta, Magnoliopsida, Fagales, Betulaceae. The record is from RefSeq and is a predicted model, not a curated record.